Messenger RNA from Hylaeus volcanicus, 1106 nucleotides. RefSeq names its product tRNA pseudouridine synthase-like 1. Gene Ontology annotation, molecular function: RNA binding; pseudouridine synthase activity. The record is from RefSeq and is a predicted model, not a curated record. The coding region runs from base 171 to 1106 and encodes 311 amino acids. Lineage: Eukaryota; Metazoa; Arthropoda; Insecta; Hymenoptera; Colletidae. The transcript has 6 exons. Gene Ontology annotation, biological process: tRNA pseudouridine synthesis.
GCCACAAAUUUGUUGUGCACCCGCACAUGUAGGUAGAUAAUCUAAUAACGCCAGAAAACUGGUUGGAUUUUGGAAAACUCGUGCAUAUUUCAAUUAAUAUUUAUUGACACUGAAUGGUUUUAAUACAUUAACAUUUUCUGCCAAUUUUCCGUUUCACCUACAAAGACAAUAUGGUCAGAUACUUUUUUAGGUUUUCUUACCUCGGUACGCAAUACAGGGGACUGCAAAAAAAUGUACUCCGAACUGACCGUAAUCUACAAGACCCAGAUACUAUUCAAGGAGCUUUAGAAUGUGCUUUUGCAUCAUUACUUCCAAAGUAUACAAUUUGGCCCAAAAUAAGUCUUUCUAGCAGGACAGAUGCUGGUGUACAUGCGUUGUGUAGUGCAGCUCAUGUUGACUUGGAAAACAAGAACAAUGUUACGUAUACUUCUGAUGAUGUACUCAGAUUUGUAAAUCGUUACUUGGUUAACUGUGAUCAUGAUAUUAGACUUUUGGACUUUACUCCUGUGACAAGCAACUUUCAUGCUAGACGUUUUGCAAAAUCUAGAACUUAUAUUUAUAGACUUGUGGUAGCCAAGGAUUAUAAUGAACACAGAAUACCUAUAACAGAGAAGCUGUAUUCCUCUACCAUUCGAUCAGAAAAUUUUGAUAUAGAAAGAUUAAAACAUGGAAUGCAACUUUUCUUUGGAAAAAAAGAUUUCCAAACAUUCAGUGCACGAAAACAUACUGACGAACCAAUCAAUUAUGUACGGGUCAUAGACAAAUUAAUCCUAAAGAAAGGUCGACCAUUUAUGCCACUGGACCCUUUCUCACAAAAUUUUAAGUAUUGGAAUAUUAUAUUUAGAUCAAAAGGAUUCUUAUAUCGCCAGGUUAGACGAAUAGUAGGUUCUUUAAUUAGCUUAGGUCUAGGAGUGAUAACAGAAAAAGACAUAGUUACUAUGUUACAAGUACCUGGCCAUCACAAUUGGCCUUCUCAUUUAAUGUCAGCUCCACCAUGUGGUCUAUUCCUUGCUAAUGUGGAGUACUGUCAAGAAGAUAUAGAAACACAUACCAUAAAAGUUGAGGAAAAGUCUGUCGAUAGUAAAAUAGUAGUGUCAGCUAUAUAA